This is a messenger RNA of Verticillium nonalfalfae, 1404 nucleotides long. RefSeq lists its product as uncharacterized. Bases 1 to 1404 code for a protein of 467 amino acids. Gene Ontology annotation, molecular function: oxidoreductase activity, acting on paired donors, with incorporation or reduction of molecular oxygen; iron ion binding; monooxygenase activity. The transcript has 6 exons. NCBI's taxonomy places the organism in Eukaryota, Fungi, Ascomycota, Sordariomycetes, Glomerellales, Plectosphaerellaceae. The record is from RefSeq and is a predicted model, not a curated record.
AUGUCAUCUCGUUCCAACGUCCCCGGUCCGUUCUGGGCCAAGAUGACGGAUCUCUGGAUGGCAAGAUUCGACCUCAAAGUGAGGGAUAUCUACAAUCACAAGCCCCGGCUCGAUCGGCCUCGCGGCGACGCAAUGCUUUUGGAACAGUUUGGUCAACAGAACCUAGUCAGCACGCGGUGCGGGGACCUGCACUUUCUGCGGAGGAAGGCCGUCGCCGCGGGGUAUUCAGUGCCAGUUGUGGGGGGGACUGCUGUGCAAGAGAUGCUUCGCGAGCUUGUUGCUAGGUUCAUGAGCAAUUUGGAGACGGAGAGGACGGCAGCAGGCAGUCGUGGGGUUGAUGUGUGGCCGCAGUUGCGGUGGUUGGCUGCGGAUAUCAUGUCUAGAAUCUCAUUCGGUGAUGCUGGUGGGUUAGACUUGCUGGGGAAUAAAGAGGGCCAGAGGGAGAGCAUGUCGUAUUAUUUGAUCUCGAGCCAGAUGGAGGAGGAGGUUGCUUCUUUGAGGGUUUUGAUGAUGGCCUGGUUCCCUCGCAUGAGCAAAGUGCUGGAGGGGAUAUUCCCUUCUUGGUUCAUUACCAUGACGGAUACCCAGAGAUGGGCUCUCGAGGCCACGCCGCAGGCUUUGAAACUUGACGUCGAGAGCUCAGAUGGCGGGCACAUACCGGUGGCCUUGCAGCUCGCGAAACACCAAAAGGCAAAUGGCAGUUCAGAGGCCGUGCCUGAUGAAAAGUACAUCGCAGGCGAAGCCCUGGAUCACUGGCUGGCCGGGUCCUCCACGACCCCGAACGCGCUUUCCUGGUUGCUUUACGAGCUGUCGCGUCCCGAAAACGCCCUUCGUCAACAACGUCUUCAGCAAGAGCUUCGUGCGGCCAGUAUCACGCCGGAAUCACCACCUAAUGUCCAUGACCUCAACAAGCUUACCUACCUAGACUGCGUGCUCCGCGAAACCCUUCGACGGCAUCCACCGGCCCCUGUUUCCCUGACUCGGGAGGCUCCCAGCGGCGGCAUGACAAUUGAUGGGCACUUCGUCCCAGGCGGAGCACAAGUCUCGGUACAGUCAAUCAGCCUUCACAUGGAUCCCGACGUUUUCCAUGAGCCCAAUGACUGGAAUCCCGAACGAUGGGAUAUUCCAAGGGCCAGUCCACAAUUCAAGGAGAUGCAGACGAGUUUCUGGCCAUUCGGAAGUGGCCCAAGGAUGUGCAUCGGCAUGCACCUUGCCUGGGCUGAGAUGCGUUUGGUUGCCGCCAAUGUCUUCAGCACGUACAAGACACGGCUCGGAGAGCAGUACUUCACGGAAAAGGCCGAUGGCACGCGGGCUUUGAGGGAGCUGGAUGGAAAUACCAAUGGGGAUUUGCUUCCCGAAGCGCCUUUCGAUCCCAUCAUCUUCGAGAGAGUCGCGAAUGAAUGA